UCCAACUGUCAUAACAAAACAAAUUUCUUCACAUUUUUUUUUUCGUCGAAUGGAAGUUGUUUUUAGUUAAAAUUAUUUUAUUAAAAAUGUCUACAAAACCAGAACAAACAAAAUCAUGGAAGAAAAUAAACGAAGAACGCAAAGCAAUAAAAAAACAACGUAAACAAGAAAACAUUCUCAAACAACUCGAAAAGGCAAACAAACUUGAAGAAUUGGCCAAAUCAGCUCAAUUACAAAAGGCAACCGAAACGAAGAAACCCCUAUCAACUGUGAGUAUUGCUGUUCCCGGGUCAAUUCUUGAAAACGCUCAAUCCUCUGAACUACGUACAUACGUUGCUGGACAAAUUGCUCGCGCUGCUUGCAUAUUCCGUGUUAACGAAGUCAUUGUCUUUGACGAUAUUGGCAUUGCCACAGCCAAAGAAACCAAAAAGACAACUGGCGACGAUGGACAAGAUCAGACGGUGAGAGGUAGUUCCCUGCAAUUGGCACGUAUCUUGCAGUAUUUAGAGUGUCCGCAAUAUCUGCGGAAGUUUCUAUUUCCUUUGCAUAAGGAUCUUAAGUAUUCAGGGCUUUUGAAUCCAUUGGAUGCACCACAUCACAUGCGAAUGCAAAAUGUAUUCCUUUAUCGUGAGGGUGUUGUAUCUGAUAAGAAAGCAAAAGAAGGACAUUGUUAUGUUAAUGUUGGCCUGUUGGCCGAUGUGAUGGUGAAUAAGGCAAUUUCUCCAGGUGUUCGGGUAACAGUCCGAAUGGAUUCCUUAAAUGAAAUCAAAGCGAAAAAGAUGAAGGCAACUGUUGUGAGUCCAGAUGAGCCUCGUCGUGAAACUGGUAUCUAUUGGGGUUACACAGUUCGUGUGGCUCAUUCAUUUUCGGAAAUCUUCACAAAGUCUCCCUAUAAAGAAGGCUAUGACCUAACACUGGGAACAUCUGAUAGAGGAACAAGUGUGGUUGAAGUCCAACAAAAAUCCUUGCAUUACAAUCAUCUCUUGAUUGUGUUCGGUGGUCUGAAAGGGCUGGAAGCUGCCGUGGCUAAUGAUGACAAACUUAAUGUCGAACCAAAACUUCUUUUCGAUCAUUAUUUGAAUGUUUUACCUUCGCAAGGAUCUAGAACUAUUCGAACGGAGGAAGCAAUUCUGAUAGCGAUGGCAGCAUUGUAUGAAAAAUUUGAUCCUGAAGUCCCUGAUAUCAAAAGAGAUUUCGAAGAAUUUAUUCCUCAGAGUGAGGAAACUUCAAUGCAACAGCAAGUUAGCGGUGUACCAUCUGGAGAUGUAGAUUUAAGUAGAUUUGACUAAAGUAUAUUUUUGUUUUAUUUGUUUAUUUUUUUU
This is a messenger RNA of Episyrphus balteatus (marmalade hoverfly), 1322 nucleotides long. Its product is annotated as putative methyltransferase C9orf114. The transcript is spliced from 2 exons. The coding region runs from base 87 to 1289 and encodes 400 amino acids. Lineage: Eukaryota; Metazoa; Arthropoda; Insecta; Diptera; Syrphidae. The record is from RefSeq and is a predicted model, not a curated record.